Molecule: messenger RNA, 6785 nt
Organism: Brassica rapa (field mustard)
Lineage: Eukaryota; Viridiplantae; Streptophyta; Magnoliopsida; Brassicales; Brassicaceae
Product: auxin-responsive protein SAUR72
Biological process (GO): response to auxin
Source: RefSeq, a predicted model, not a curated record
CCCAAGCUGAGAACCUCUUGAAGUGCACUAAAAAGUCGUAGAAAAUGUAAUUUUAUGUGUUUGCAUGGAAAAAUACUUUUUGCUUAGACUGAUUCCAUUGGACAAGUCCAGUAACUCUUGGGCUUAAUCCUUACUGUUAAAGCAAAAAAUAAACUACAUGAUGGGCUUAAUUCUUUAUGUUAAAAAGGAAAAAAAAAAACAUAAUAUGGUAACCAGAAAUAAUUACAAUAAAAAAACAUAGCCCAAACGGCCCAUAUAAUUUUUAAAUACCCAAACGACCAUGGAAUCUUAUAAUCAAUCCCUUUUGCGACUAAUUUAUCACAUACUUUAUGGUCACUGAAGUUGGUAAUCCACUAGAUUAGGCUAAAGUCUAAACUAACGGGCAUGGCAAUUGGAAAUUGGAAUCAUCGAAAGUUAUAAAAGAUACGAUGAGGAAAGCAAAUGAUCAUCCAACUUUAACCAAAACAGGAGCACACGACCGACCAUUAAGAUUCACUAAAAAGAAUCAUGGCAUUAUCAGUGUACAAUACUAUAUACUUCAUGAAUAAAGGGAUACCAAAAUACAGUAAUGCUUAGUCAUAUAAAGGAUGUAAAGUAGCGUGAUGAGUCACAAGAACGUCAUUUCUAUCACCAAAAAGUUUGAAGAAAAUAACAUAAAGACAAAGGUGGAGCCGAGAGGCAAGAGCGUGAGGUCAGCAUACCCUAAAAGCUGAGACCAAUGUGGGCACCCUCCACUUUAAAACUGAAUCAUCUAUAUGGACCACAAGGUUGAAAAGAAUUGCAUUUCUAUUAUUUUAAUAUUCCGUACUUGUCACUCUCUCUAUUUCAUUAAGAACAUUAAAGCAUAUGAUUGUUGUAAAACACGGAAAAGUAGGAGCGACAGUGUCGUCUGGUUGUCCUGCGUCCGGCUGGACGCAUGGGGGGUUGUCUCUUCAUGUUUGGAGUCAAACAUUUUGACUCAACUUGUUUCACCACAACCAUCAAUAUUCAAUGCGUAAGAUAACAAUUUAAAGAAGAUUGAUUGUUACUACUUACCAGUAGUAUUUGUUAGAGCUUUCUAUGCUAUAAAUGUGAUGAAACACUCACCAGUCACCAAAGUCGCAUUCAGUGUUUUUAUUUAUGUAGAAUCGUCUUCUUAAAUUUUACAAAAUGUAUUGUGUCAGACUUUGUCUUUGAACGACAGUAUUUUUCAAAGAUACUUGAAAUAAUUAAGUGGCUGUGAUUAAAAGCUGAAUUGCAUUAAUUUCUUCUAACUGGAAUUUAUAUUAUGACUUGUAAACAGAAAAAAAGUCACUCGUCUUGAUCAAAGCAUAUUUAUAAGGAACUUAUAAAACUACAUGUGAAAUUUAUCAACAGGAUUGAGAUAUUGAUGAAAUCUACUCACUUUCCAAACAAGAAUCUACCAAUCUUUUACCAAUACAAGUUAUCCUUCAAGAAUCAAACAGUCGAUUGCCAGAAAAAAAAAGAAAAAAAGAAUCAAAGUGUCAGACCAGUGUUAUGACAAGAUUAAGAAACUUAAGCAGGACUGCAGGAGUAUUCGAUAGUUUCAUGUUUUCCCCCUAAACGUAUAAGAGGACUUUUAUCAGCAAUUUUUUUGCCGACAAUUGAUGACUAAGUAUUUUUGACAUUAUCUAACUAUAAAUUAUAAUAAAGACUUUUAGUCAAAAAAAAAUUAUAAUAAAGACUAUUAAAUCAGGAAAAAAUGAAAGUGAGAGAAGGAUAGAAGCAAAAAAAAAAAAAAAAAAAAAAAUGAUAGAAGCAAACGGCGUAACGGGCAAUUGUGAUAGUGGAGAAUAGGCCCCGUAACUUAUUAUUUCGUUAGUUGUUUUAUUUCAUUUUGUAUUAAAUUGCGAAGAAUAGUCACGUUAGUUUGUACGGUAUGACACGUAAGGGAGAGAAAAGAAGUUGAAGUGGGUAGGUUACCCUGUACGACAGCACCGUACGGAUAUGUUUUCAUUUGUUUAUGUAAUCCAAAUUUAAUUCACCCAUAACUCCUUUCACAUGACUCCAUUUCCCCUCUUUAUUACUACUAGUAUUUACUUCUACCAACCAAUUGAUUCAGUGUUUUUACAACUAUUUGAUUAGUAGUUAAGUGAUACUAUUUGAUUAGUAGUAAAGUGAUACUAAAUGGAUUAGUUAAUAAUGGUAAAUUAUAAAUUCUGAAAAAAUUAUAUGCAAAUGAACAAAUAUCCGAUCACAUGCAACAGUUGUAAAUUGCAGCGAUUAGUAAACGGAUAAGGCUGUAAAACCAGUGUUAGCAACAUCAACUAAUUAACUUAGUUUAUUACAUUCGGAGAGAGCUAUAAGUAUAUGAAUAUCGAAGCGGUGACAUACUCAUCAAUGAUGCAAUAACGCGUUCCGCGUUACAGCUAACAAAUCAGAGUGAAGUUUCAAGCUGUUGACGUGUGUGACUGUCUCAAUUAUUGAAGGUAAUGCCUACUUAGUCGUUAUAACCUUUGCAGUUGGAGGAAUAUUCUCUCGUCUGUAUCUUUGCAUAAACUAAUAAGUUUGCUUAUCUGUCUAACUAUUUCUUAAUCACAUCCCUUUUCUUUCUCUUUUAUAUCAAAAAUACACAUAUAUGUGAACAUCAGAUGCUUGUUUCUAUGCAUAUCUUAAAUACUUUUGAUGUCUAUCUGUUAUGUUUGAUUAUUUUAUCCAUUUUCAUAAAAUAAUACUACCUAAUUUGUCAACAAAAAUAUCAACGAGCAACUACCAUCAGAAACAGUCAGUUUAUAUAACAAUGCCUAGCUUUGAGUUUUCUAUUGGGUAAGGAUGACUACAAUAGAUAAUGUACUAAGUACUGCAUGAUUCAAGCCGUCUUCUCGACUGGAUAUAUAUCAGUUUAAUUAUAUUAUCUGAUUGGGAAAAGGCCCUCUAAAUCUAAACUUUAGUCAGUGAUCAUAUUGAAAAUUGCACUAUGCGUGAGGUUUGAGCAUUUCCAAAUCUUCAAGAAGUUAAAAUACAUAUUAAGAAAUAUAGGAGUUCCACGGAAAUUGAAGAAAGAGUUGUAAAGGAAUCAACUACUCGAAAACUUGUUACAAUCUAAGAUAGCCAUCAAGUCUAAAUUCUAGUUGUGGUAAAACUGAAAACUUGGGAAUUCGAAAUUUCUAAAUUAGACGAAGCAUACCAAAGAUGCAUGUCGGUAUAUAAUUAAUUUUUUUUAACUAUAAGUAGUAGGAGACUACUUCAGUUUGAUUAUUCCAUAUCAUAUGUGGCAUAGUUAAUAUAUAAGUUAGGAGGGGGUUUAAAGUUGCAACCCCCAAGUUGUGUAAGGGGACACACACUUUUGAUAACCAGUGAAAGUUAGGUGACAUCACAUCCUUGCCUUUAAAGUUCUAUUCUUUACAGAAUGAUCCUAUACAGCGCUGCUUUACUUUUCUCCCUCUCUCUAACAUACACACACAUGGUGAUGGUCUUCAUGAUAUCCAUGCACGGCAUUACUAUGACGCUCUAAUCUAUUUUCAAAAUAAUAGAAUAUAUAUGGCAAAUAGAUAUAUGUGGAAGUCACAAAACAGCAUUGCAUAUAAGGUUUAGAAAAUAUUAGUUAGUCUCAUCAUGAACCUAUAAUUAAUUUGUCAUAGUUAAUUGUUAUAAGAGUUGCUUAGUGGGAUGCUUCUUCUAGAGGGUUACAUGUUAUCUAUUAUCAACAUUAACUCGUGUCGUCUACUGCCAAACAUGACUGAUCACUUCUCUAUAGCUUGGUUCAGUCAAGACGUUACUCUCUGCAUAAGUCAUCACAAUUAUGUGCAAGAGUGGCUUGUGUUUACACUAUGAAAGUGAUAUAGAUUUAUGUUUACACCAUGAAAACGCAAUUUGUUAGUUUUUUAUAACUUACGAUCUUAUAAUUUAGUCUACAUGUGCAAUUAAUUAAUUAGAUUUUGAAGAAAAAAUAUAUUACAUAGUGGAAACUUACAAGUAACUAAGUUUUGUUUUAGUUCAAAAUGAUGAUUACAUGACGGUCUGAAUAUGAUCAGAAGAAAACAAAACAAACCUGUGAAGUCUUUGGGGGUGAGUAUAUGGACCUAUUUGUAUAAUUUGACUUUCGAAAAUUCAUAUUUUACACAAAUGAUUCAUACUUUCACACUUAGUCCAAAAUCUAGAAGCAUUUGGCAUUGUUAGGGGGUCAACUCAAUUUGUUUUAUAAAUUUUUACAUUCAAAAUAAUUUGAUAUAUUGAAAACAAGGCGAUGUAUAUCCCUUGCCCUUUAUCAUGUAUAUUCUGAAUAGGAUAAGCGAAUAAACUUGUUAGCUACAUAAUUUAGGAGUCCAUGGAAAUAAAUAUAAAUACUAGCAUCUAAAGAAAACUUUGUUGUUAUUAUUGUGUGUAUCUAAAGCAAUAGAUAUUGAACCAGUAACAAUCUUAUUGCAUUUUCUUUGUAGAAACUACUGAACCAGUAAUUUUGUUAAUAUCUUUUUGAUAAAAGAUAAUUUUUUUGAUUUGAUUUUUGAAACCAACAGCUUCGUUUCUUUUUUUUCUUUUUCUUUUGGCUGUAAACACUAAUAUUUCCACAGCAAAAUAACAGUGCUUUAGAAACUUAUUAAUAAGUCUGUGAGUUUUAUAACAUACAAAAUCACAGCAAAAAUCUUACAGUUACAGCAAAAAAAUACACGGCAUAAAUUCUAUAGCAAAAAACUAAAAUCACAGCUGCAACCAAAGCACUAACCAAUCAACCUCAUACUCUGAUCAUGAAUCUCGUUUUGUCAUAUGACUCAAGAUAUAUAUUAUAUACUAAAAAGACAUGUAUUCCUAUAAUUGAUAGGAUAACCAGGCUAAGCUAAUCCGUAUAUCUUAAUCCUACUAUCCAUGAUACAUAUUAAUUUAACUUAAUUUUUAUUCUGUAUUGUCUUGAUAUACCCGGUUUAGAAUAAUGCAAGUUUGUUAUUAUAAAACGAAUAACAUAUGCUAGAUCAACAAUUAAAAAUAUCAUAGACAGAAAGAAAAUAGUCCUUUAAAAAUAUAAUAAAUAUUUUUAAAAAAAUAUAAUACAUAGUUAUAUGAUACAACUUAUAUCACAUAUUAUAAUGAGAAAAGAUAUAUCACUUCUUUCCCCAUUUUUUCAGGAAUUUGGAUUUUUUCUAUUUUAAAUUCAGUUGUAUCAAGAAAUUCAAGCAGUUUAUCUAUACAGAACAAGAAUAUCAAGAGAGUUUUGUUUAGUUUAGUUUAAAAUCAAUAUAUAGUUCCAGCUUAGAUUGAAGUUUAGUGAAUAUUGGCCUCUUGUAUCAUCAAUCACUUACCAGUAAUAAAAUUAGUUGCAUUUUCUAAUAACAACUUAACCAGUAAUUUCGUUACUUUGGUGAUAAAUGAUAAUUUUGUUGAUGUCACAACAUCGGAAAGAUAUAUUUUGAGAUGAUCAUGAACCUAGAUUGUCAUAUGACUCAAGAUACAGUUUAUACUUAAAAAAAGUCAUGUAAUCUCUUAAUAAUUGAUUGAAUAACCAACCUGAGCUAAUUGGUAUCCUAAUCCUACCAUUCAUAAUACAUAAUAAUCAAACUUUAUUUUUAUUCUGUAUUAUUUAGAUACAUCCAGUUUAGGAUAAUGUAAGAUUGUUAGUAAUCCAAAAGGAUAAGAAAUAUCAGAAAAAUCUAAAGAAAUCACAGGCAGAGGUAAAUAAAUCGUUAUAAUAUACACAAAUAUAGUUAUAUCAAAUAGUUUCCCAAUUUUGUUUAGGAAUUAGAUUUGCGUAUUUUAAAUUCAGUUAUAAUCUAUAUCGUCUUGUUUGUGAAAUCCAAACAGUUUAGGUACAUUAAACAAGAAUAUCAAGAAAUAAGAUUUAAUUUUUUCCAUUUUGUUUAACCUGAAGAUUAUUUUUAAUCUAGGCAAUUUAUAUAUAUAUUUUGUUAUAAAUUCGGCAUAUAUUAUUUUAACCCUAAGUCGAUAUUUACGAGUCAAGUGGUACCUGGCAAGUACUCCUUCCCCGUACCUACUUUAUAUUUAAGCCAAAAUUCCAAAACUACCCUCGCCUCUAUAUAAAAGACUCUCCCUUGCAACAAAAUCUUCUCAUUGAUUCCUUCUUCAAGCCUCAAUCACUUUCAUCACUCUUCUCUCUCUCUCAAAUCAACAGCACGAAGAGAUGAAGCACCUGAUCCGCCGCCUCUCCCGCGUCGCCGACUCCGCAAACUACAGCCUCCUCCGCUCCGAUUCGCAGCGACCUAGCCGCCGUCCACCGCCGCCUCGCCGCUCGAAGAAGCACACAUCCUCCGUUCCCGAGGGACACGUGCCUGUCUACGUGGGAGACGAGAUGGAGCGGUUCGUCGUGAGCGCGGAGCUGCUCAACCACCCGGUUUUCAUCGGUUUGUUGAACCGAUCGGCUCAAGAGUACGGUUACGAACAGAAAGGAGUUCUGCAGAUCCCCUGCCACGUGUUGGUAUUCGAGCGAAUCAUGGAGUCGCUUCGGCUCGGAUUAGCGGUGCCGAGCGACCUACAAGAUCUAAUCGGCGACGAGACGAUUUGACACGCGAGGGAAUCUUUGGUAGUUAGAGAGAUAUGGAUCUGGUUCUUUUUUUUUGGCUCAGAUGCAGUACGACGUCGUGUUGAUGGUGUACAUAGCUAUAUGUAUUUUUUUUUUUCUGGAUGAUGAUGAUGAAAAGUUCAAAUGGGAAGGGGAAAGAUUAGCGAUAUUUUUAGGGCUUUUCUUUUUGAAUUUUUUUUUUCUUUUUAUAAAAUUUGUUUGUUGCAAAUUUCCUGUUUUUCGCCGGUUUAAGAACCGGUUUGAGACUCUUGUGAAGGUUUAUAUGGAAAUUGCUUCGGUUUGGUUUAUGUAAUUUAAGCGUGAUUUUGUGGGUUUA